GCUAAAAAGGAGAAAAUCUCUCGCCGUUUCCUUCAUUUCUUCCUCCACUCGCCAGUCCCCAACUCAGCGAGUCGCUCAAUCCGAGUUCACCCAUCAAUUUACUCCCCAAAAUUUUCAUCUCUCUCUCUCCCAAGCCCCAUUCUCUUUCUUUCUCUCUGUCCUUUUGGCCAGUUCCUUUGUGGGUUCGCUGUCUUCAGCUCUUCCGUCUCCAUUUUAUGGCUUAACGCCGCCAUUAUUGGCCCCCUUCUUCUUCACUCUGUGUGCACAUUUGCUUCGUCUGCUCUGUUUUUCUUGGAACUGUGGAGGGGAGAGGAGGAAACAGUGGUGGGGUUUCGUUUUUUUUUUGGUUCUUUUUUCGUUUUUUGUUGGAAUCGGCUUGUUUACUCUUCUUCAGUCGUCUCUAUUUCACCGGGAUUUUCGCUGAUUUUCGCUGCAAUUUCGAGAAACGAAUCUGUUCUCUCUACCAUGGCGCCGGUUUGUUUGAUUUUGAUGCUCUGACUGAUUCCUAGCUCGUUCUCUUUCUUACCCACAUCUUGAUUCUUCACUGGGUUUCGUUCUUUCUCCGUCUGCGAUUCUCUUUUUCGAUUUCGGUACCUGGGUUUGAGAUUUGGCUGGGAAAUGCAGGAUAGAUUCUGGGGCUUUUGUGGAGUGUUUGGUUGAGAUUCUCCGUCGCCUUCAUGUGGGGUGCGGUUCAUGCGCGGCGUCUGCUGUGAAGAGUUUGAAGGAUGAUUUUCCUCAAGAUUCUAGGGUUUAUGCGUUCGUUUGCGGCUGAUUUCUACUGGGUUCGGUCCAAUGCCUCUUGGGAUUUUCAAGAAUUUGGUUUAUGACAUGGUUUCUUUCCUCCUCUAGCUCUGCAAUUACCGCACAUUAUCGCCAUUUCAAGCCAAUCUGAUUCAGGUACCCGGGUUGCCUGUUUAAUAAAAUUAUUCUCGUUGCAGAAACAUUCCAGUAGAAUUUCAUUCUGGGUCAGAUUUAGAAUCCGCCAUUGUUGUUGGCUUGCAUAAGCUCUAGGGUUGGUGAAGAAUCUGAAUUUUCUGUUUCUGUGAGAAACAAACCCUAUUUAUAGAUUCUUCUUCCAAGUGUUCUUUUACCAGUCUUCGAGAGCUUCUUCUUUUUCAAGGAUUCCAAAAGGGGAAAAGCAAAAUCUCUGGGAGAGAAUAUUAGGAUUUCCAACGGUUUAAAAAUUUAUCCCCUUCUUUCAAAGUUGCUUUUGAAUUUGGCAUUUCCGUUUGCAAGAGAUUAAUUUCUCAUAUGAUUUAUUGCCCAUUUGAAGAUCUUUAUUGCGUAUCGGUUCUCUCUUCCGUUAUCAUUCUGUGGUAUUUAACUCUCAUUUGGGUGUUACUCUCUUCUCUGGUUGAGCUCAAAUCUGCGUCCAUUGUAGUGAGUUGUGAGAUUCCAGAGCAUCCAUGGGGCUUCCUAGAAGUCUCGUGAUGCUGGUUGUUCAAAUGUGCUUCUUGUUUUCAGCUGAUCCAGUUAUGGUUCGAUCAGCCGUGGCCACCGGUUCCUCGGGUCGUUCUCUGGAUGCCCUUCUCCAAGAGUAUGCUUAUAAGGCCUUGGAUCGCCCGAAAACCGGUGUUUAUUAUGGUGCAGUCGUUCCCUCAAACUUGACUGGGAUUAGUAUUGGAGCUAUGAGGCUGAGGAGUGGCAGUUUUCGACGGUAUGGGGUUGAUGCGUUCAAGGAGUUUGAGAUUCCGAAGGGUGUUAUCGUGCAGCCAUACGUCGAGAGGCUUGUUUUGGUGUAUCAGAACUUGGGCAGUUGGUCUGAGGAGUAUUAUGCAUUGCCUGGUUAUACCUACUUAGCACCAGUGUUGGGUCUUCUUGCUUACAAUGCCUCCGAUCUCUCCGCGACGAAUCUGCCCGAACUCGAAAUGAGAGCUUUCGGUGACCCGAUACAUGUCAAGUUCAACAAUGUCAAGUCACUCCCGGACGGGACAGUUGCCAAGUGUGUGAGGUUUAAUCUUGAGGGUAGUCCCAAUUUCAGCAGUGUGGAGUCUGGAAACACAUGUUCAACCAUCCAACACGGGCAUUUCUCUAUCGUCGUCGAGUCUGUCCCUCCUUCUCCAUCGCCCCCGGGAACCCCAACCCCACCUCCGCCUUCAAGCAAGAAAAACACCUCAAGAGUGUGGAUCAUUGUAGGAUCAGUGGUGGGCGGAGCAUUGCUGUUGGUAUUGCUCGCACUCCUCAUUCUGUGGGUUCAUAAGUUAAAGAAAAGAAGAAAAAUGGAGCAGAUGGAGAGGGCAGCAGAAUUGGGAGAACCUCUACAAAUGGCAAUGGUCGGCGACACGAAAGCUCCGACAGCAACGGUGACACGGACGCAGCCGACUCUAGAGACCGAAUACGUGCCUUGAUCACUCGUCCGGUAGUAAGAUUUCUCAUUUUAGACCUCUUCCUUUUUUUCUGAUCCAUUCCCUUCUGGUUUUGAUGUGUUAAUUGGUAUUCAUGUGAGUAGUAGAAGUGUAUGAUGAUUUUUGUGUAAAUCCGUUUAUUCCUGAUACCUGUAUGAUUUGAUGAUCAUUCAUUGUUUCGCACAAAAAUGUACUCAGAAGAGAUUUCUUCUUCUUCUUCUU
Messenger RNA from Momordica charantia (bitter melon), 2567 nucleotides. Its product is annotated as transmembrane protein, putative (DUF1191). Gene Ontology annotation, cellular component: membrane. The record is from RefSeq and is a predicted model, not a curated record. Lineage: Eukaryota; Viridiplantae; Streptophyta; Magnoliopsida; Cucurbitales; Cucurbitaceae.